This is a messenger RNA of Brachypodium distachyon (stiff brome), 1267 nucleotides long. RefSeq names its product xyloglucan endotransglycosylase/hydrolase protein 8. NCBI's taxonomy places the organism in Eukaryota, Viridiplantae, Streptophyta, Magnoliopsida, Poales, Poaceae. Gene Ontology annotation, cellular component: cell wall; apoplast. The record is from RefSeq and is a predicted model, not a curated record. Gene Ontology annotation, molecular function: xyloglucan:xyloglucosyl transferase activity; hydrolase activity, hydrolyzing O-glycosyl compounds. Gene Ontology annotation, biological process: cell wall biogenesis; xyloglucan metabolic process. The transcript has 3 exons. The coding region runs from base 110 to 952 and encodes 280 amino acids.
ACGCCCAAACUCUCUCCUGCUCCAACACACCACAGCACUGCACUCUCUCUCACCACCAACACAGAGGAAUUAAGCAGAGGAAGAUACAAUCCGAGUAGCAGCCCACAACAUGGCGAGUUCAUCGUCCGUGCUCGGCCUGUCCCUGGCCGUGCUGGCCAUGGCGGCGGCCGUGUCGGAGGCCGGCUUCUACGACCGGUUCGACGUGGGCGGGUCCGGCGACCACGUCCGGGUCACCGACGACGGCAAGACCCAGCAGGUGGCCCUCGUCAUGGACCGCGGCUCCGGCGGCGCCGGGUUCACGUCCAGGGACAAGUACCUCUUCGGCGAGUUCAGCGUCCAGAUGAAGCUCGUCGGCGGCAACUCCGCCGGCACUGUCACCUCCUUCUACUUGACGUCUGGGGAAGGGGACGGGCACGACGAGAUCGACAUCGAGUUCAUGGGCAACCUGAGCGGCGACCCGUACGUGAUGAACACCAACGUGUGGGCCAGCGGCGACGGCAAGAAGGAGCACCAGUUCUACCUCUGGUUCGACCCCACCGCCGACUUCCACACCUACAAGAUCGUCUGGAACCCCAAGAACAUCAUAUUCCAGGUGGACGACGUGCCGGUGAGGACGUUCAAGAAGUACGACGACCUGCCGUACCCGAGCAGCAAGCCGAUGACGGUGCACUCGACUUUGUGGGACGGCAGCUACUGGGCCACGCGCCACGGCGACGUCAAGAUCGACUGGAGCCAGGCGCCCUUCGUCGUCAACUACCGGGAAUACUACGCCAACGCCUGCGCCAGCAACGGCGCCUGCCCCGCCGGCAGCGACGCCUGGAUGAGCAAGCAGCUCGACGCCAAGCAGCUCGGCACCGUCGCCUGGGCCGAGCGCAACUACAUGUCCUACGACUACUGCGACGACGGGUGGCGGUUCCCCAACGGAUUCCCCGCCGAGUGCUUCCGCAAGUGAUCCGUAUAUCCAUCCAUCGUUGGAUUGAUCCAUUUAUUCCCUUCUUUUACUGAUGAAAAGUUGCUCUUCUUCUCCAUUCGAUUCGACGGACAUUCGUUCGUUGCCGAGGUUUACCUGCGUUCUGAUGCUCCCAAUUUCCAUGUACAUGUUGCCAUGGGUUAUUUUCUUCAUUUCAUUGUCACAGUCGGAGUUUUACAGAGGGAAAUUGAGGUGAGUUAUUUGUGGGUUUAUGUUGGAGAGAGUGAGGGAUGCACAUGUUGUGGUUAUUUAUAAAUAAACCAUGAAUGAAUUAUACUACUACUUAUAUACAGUAAA